AUGGUCUCCCUCCUCUGCAAUCCCCUCGCCACCGCCGAGCAGCUCGCCUCCUCCCCCAGCCUCUCCGACGGCGUCCCCGCCGACCUCGAAACCACCCUCCGCUGGGCCGGCUGCACACUCAUCCAAUCCGCCGGAAUCCUCCUACAACUGCCGCAAAAGACAAUCGCAACAGCCUCAAUCCUCUUCCAGCGCUUCUACCUCCUCUCCAGCCUUCGCGCCUACCCCCUCCUCCCCACCGUCCAUGGCGCCCUCUACCUCUCCACAAAGCUCACCGAGCACCCCACCAAGCCCCGCGACAUCAUCAACGUCACCACCUAUCUCCUCUCGUGCCCCUCCCCCUCCCCCAUCUCCCCCCCGCCAUCCAAAGCCGCCGUGGCAGCGGUAACCCCCGAGCAGUACUACGUCUCCGAGUCCACCUACUACACCGCGCGCACCGCGCUCCUCGCCGCCGAGACCCAGAUCCUAAGAGCAACGGGCUUCCAGACGGCCGUGAGCCUGCCGUAUACGCUGGCGAUUAAUUAUCUGCAGGCGCUGGACGCGCUGGACGGCGCCGUGGUGAGGAGGGCGUUUGGGUAUUUGACGGAUGCGCUGGUGAGCCCCGGUUUGCUGUAUCUGACGCAUCAGCCGAACUCGCUGGCGGUUGCGGCGGUGUAUUUGGCGGCGAGGGAGGAGGGGGUGAAGUUGCCGGGGGGUUGGUGGGAAGUGUUUGAUGUUGAGAGGGAGGAGUUGGGGUUUUUGGUGGUGGGGAUGAAGGGCGUGACGGAGUUUGUGGAGAAGCAGGUGAAGGUGUGGAGGAGGGAGGGGGGGCUGUGGGGGGUUGAUGAGUUGGAAAUGGCAUUGGAGAGGAGAAGAGUCUUGGAAGAGGCUAUGGAAGAGUAG
This is a messenger RNA of Morchella importuna, 879 nucleotides long. RefSeq lists its product as uncharacterized. Lineage: Eukaryota; Fungi; Ascomycota; Pezizomycetes; Pezizales; Morchellaceae. Gene Ontology annotation, molecular function: cyclin-dependent protein serine/threonine kinase regulator activity. The transcript has 2 exons. Gene Ontology annotation, biological process: regulation of transcription by RNA polymerase II. The record is from RefSeq and is a predicted model, not a curated record. Bases 1 to 879 code for a protein of 292 amino acids. Gene Ontology annotation, cellular component: nucleus.